This is a messenger RNA of Porites evermanni, 924 nucleotides long. Lineage: Eukaryota; Metazoa; Cnidaria; Anthozoa; Scleractinia; Poritidae. The record is from the annotation of a GenBank genome assembly.
AAUAUUUCUUCCCGUCCCUUAGACGAGACUGAAACGCAAAUACUUUCUUACGGACUUAAACACUCAGUGACACCUAAACAAAUACCUACUGAGGCUAUUGUAUCUAGCGUUGAGGCCGUUCUGUCUCGCCAACACGAGCCAUCAGAAUCGACCAAGGAUAACAUCAGAAGUAGAGUGACCUCUACUCUGCAAUCAGCCUCAUUACCGAACAUUAACUUGACUUCUGACGAACACAAAGCACUUAAACGACUGAAAAAAGACGAGAACAUAGUCAUACUACCCGCAGAAAAGGGACGGGUGACUGUUGUUAUGGACAAGACAGACUACAACGACAAAAGGGACUCACUUGUUAACGACAAACAGACCUACGAAGUACUUAAACGAGACCCGACACCCGCACUGCAACGCAAACUUAACAGCAAACUGCUUACACUGAAGAAAACCGACAAGAUCGACUUUCGACGCUACAACAGACUGAGGUGUAGUGUUCCGCAGCCACCCAAGCUAUAUGGACUACCAAAACUACACAAACCCAACAUACCUAUGCGGCCCAUAGUUUCUUUCUAUGGUUCCCCAACCUACCAACUGUCUAAAUACUUAACUAACGUACUGAAACCGCUGACUGACGAAUCUAGACACAAACUACAGUCUACUGAGAACUUUAUUGACGCCAUUAAGACAAUGCAGAUACCGGACGACCACAAACUAGUGUCCUUUGACGUGAAAUCGCUGUUCACCAGUAUUCCACUUCAACUGGCUCUAGACUGUACUGAGAACGCUAUUAAAAACUCUACUGUUGAACUACCACUACCUACAGACGACAUUAUGGACCUACUCAACCUCUGUUUGACUUUCAGUACAACGGCAAACACUACAAACAGUUACACGAUACAGCUAUGGGCUCUCCAGUUUCUGUUGUUGUAG